Molecule: messenger RNA, 1801 nt
Organism: Spodoptera frugiperda (fall armyworm)
Lineage: Eukaryota; Metazoa; Arthropoda; Insecta; Lepidoptera; Noctuidae
Product: UDP-glucosyltransferase 2
Exons: 8
Coding region: 68-1639 (523 amino acids)
Molecular function (GO): UDP-glycosyltransferase activity
Source: RefSeq, a predicted model, not a curated record
AUAAAACACUCAGUAGUUUAGUGCGCGUCCAAUCGACCAGUACAGAGAUUGGUGUUAAAGCAAUAAAAUGAACAAAUGGAUUUUAAUAAUACUAAGCUUAGCUUUUCUAAGCAAUGUUUGUGCAUAUAAAAUACUCGUGGCGUUUGCUUACCCGGGAAAAAGUCACUCAAUAUUAGGGGAAGGAUAUGUUAGGCAUUUGCUGGAAGCCGGUCAUGAGGUAACAUAUAUAACUGCACAUCCAUAUAAGAAGCCUCAUCCGAAUCUCCGUCAAAUCCUGAUAACAUCUGUCAUAGACAAAUUUGAAUUUGCACAAUCAUUAGAUGUCACGAAGAUGCUAGCAAAAGAGGUAGAUUUCAAAGAUAUGUUUGGGAUAUAUGAAGUUAUGGUGACCAUUGCAAAUAGAUCCCUUACUCAUGAGAAUGUACAGAAGUUCAUGAUGGAUCCUAAUGAGAAAUUCGAUUUAGUUAUCGCUGAAUGGUUAUACCAUCACUUGUAUGCUGGAUUUGCAACCAUCUUCAACUGUCCUUACAUCUGGUCAUCGUCAUUGGAACCUCAUCCAGUUGUCCUAGAUUUGAUUGAUGAGGUUGGCAACCCGGCUUACUUCCCCGAUCACAUGUCGCCGAUCUCUCCACCAUUUAGUUUUACGGAGCGAGUUAGUGAACUGUGGAACCUUAUCUAUCUAUACAGGGUCUUGUGGUUUGUAAGAGAUACAGAAGAACAGGCAUUCAGAGAUUCCUUUGGCGCAGCGGCUGCAAAAAGAGGAAUUGCUUUACCAAACUUGUAUGAUUUAAAAUACAACAGUUCUAUGAUGUUGGCUAACUCUCAUUUUUCGUUGGGUGAUCCUCAAAGGUUGCCAACAAAUUAUGUUGGUAUUGGAGGAUAUCAUAUCCAAGAUGAGAUUCCACCAUUGCCGAAGGACUUACAAAAGAUUAUGGACAGUGCAACUGAUGGAGUUAUCUACUUCAGCCUGGGUUCUAUGGUGAGAAGUGAAACUAUUCCUGUGGAACUAAAAACGGAAUUAUUGAAUGUCUUCUCAAAAUUGAAACAAACAAUCAUCUGGAAGUUUGAUGGUGAACUCGAAAAUGUGCCGAAAAAUGUCCACAUAUUAAAGUGGGUACCACAGCCAAGUAUUUUAGCACAUCCAAACGCGAAAAUCUUUGUCACCCACGGAGGUCUUCUUUCAACAACAGAAACUAUACACUAUGGAGUUCCUAUCAUUGGAAUACCGUUGUUUUCUGACCAGUUCCUAAACAUCAAGAGAGCAGUCCGUAAAGGUUUCGCUUUGGAAGUCCCAUUAGCAUAUGAUACACCAGCAAAAUUGGAAAUAGCUAUCAAAGAGAUUUUGUCCAACCCUAAAUACCGUGAAAAGGUUAAAGAACUAUCCUUUAUCUACCACCACCGGGAGACUAAACCUGGUAAAACCCUCGUCCACUGGGUCGAACAUGUAAUCCAAACCAAUGGUGCCCCUCAUCUCCAGUCACCAGCUCUGCAUGUUCCACUAUAUCAAAAACUCUACUUAGAUCUUCUAGCUUUAAUUAUACUUGGACUAAUGAUAGUGAAACGAGUUCUCAAGGCACUGUGUUGUUCAAAAAGUCAGAAUAAGAAGAAAGGUGAAGAUAAAAAGAAGAAAAGGAGUUGAUGGGAAACAGCAGCUUCUGAUAAAGUAGAUUAUCAUUCAGAUGAAAUUGUAGAAAGAGUAGUCAACUUGUGCUUUUUCGAAAUUUUGGAAGAUAUCGUACAUUUUAGAAUAAGAGAUUUAUAUUUUUUUACACAAAUGAAAUAAAAAUUGUAGUAAACACAA